Messenger RNA from Petromyzon marinus (sea lamprey), 1296 nucleotides. Lineage: Eukaryota; Metazoa; Chordata; Hyperoartia; Petromyzontiformes; Petromyzontidae. The record is from RefSeq and is a predicted model, not a curated record.
UGUGCUUACCAACGAAGUCCUCGGGAUCAAUACCAGGGCAGACGACUCAACCAACGGCUUUCCUUGGACCUCCCCUGCUCCCAACUCUCCCAGCAUCCUACUUGCUGAGCUGCUGGUAUGGAGAGGCCCAAACUGGAGCCAGUGCAUGGAGUCUCCAUGCUGGACUUCAUAGCGAGGGACUGCAGCCUGGUGGAGUCGUUUAAAGCCAGGCCCGGAGACCUCCUCAUAGCGACUUACCCCAAGGCGGGCACCACGUGGACCCAGGAGAUCGUGGUACUAAUUCAGAGUGGAGUGGACGUGGAGUACUGCAAACGCAGCCCUGUGUAUGAGAGGAUCAUCUUCAUGGAGUGGACUGUUCCUGGUCGCGUGGCUACAGGAGUGGAGGUGCUGAAUGAUUUGCCGUCUCCUUGUACGCUUAAGACUUAUCUCCCCCUACAUUUGCUAUCUCCUCCCCAGGUGAUCUACGUCGCAUGUAACGCCAAGGACAACGCUGUAUCCGCCUUCCACUUUGAAAAUAUGAACCAGCACCAGCCAGGGCCUGGCACUUGGGAGGAAUACCUGCAUCGCUUCAUGACCGGCAAUGUGUGCUGGGGCUCGUGGUAUGAUCAUGUGACCGGGUGGUGGAAUGUGAGGGAGCGGCACCGGAUUCUCUACCUCUUCUUCGAGGACAUGAAGGAAGACCCCAUGCGUGAGGUGUCCCGCAUCGCUCGCUUCCUGGAGCGGCCGCUGUCCGAGCAGCAGCUGCGUGAGGUGGUGAAGCUCACCUCCUUUCCCGUGAUGCGCGACAACCCCAUGACGAAUUACAGCACCGUGCCCACGGACUUCAUGGACCACUCCGUGUCGCCCUUCAUGCGCAAGGGGGAGGUGGGUGACUGGAGGAAUGACUUCUCUGCUGCUCAGUUGGAGGCUUUUGAGCAGCACUACAAAGAUAAAAUGGCUGCCACUGACCUGUGCCUGAGAGACUGUCUGCCCUGAAGGCAGGCGUCUUUCCCACUGCUCCUGACUGUAUCCAUGAUCUUAUUUGGCUAUAAGUAAUGAUACUUAUACUAAUUUCACAUUAUAUAUAGCGUCAUUCAUGCUGAUUGUAUCCCACAACGCUGUACAAUAAAUAUGUACAUAAUCACAUUUAGGGGUGAAUCCUAUUUAAACCAAUUAUGAAGUAAAGGGAAACUCUCAGGAAAUAAAUAAGUAAGGUUGCUAUACUCGUGAGUUACGAAAAAAUCGGGACACAUGAGGAAGAAUAAGGCAAUCUCACCAUUUCAAAAGAGGUAAAAGAUUCAUGUAAAUACCUUCUUU